Prorocentrum cordatum is the source of this 1831-nucleotide messenger RNA. The record is from the annotation of a GenBank genome assembly. Lineage: Eukaryota; Dinophyceae; Prorocentrales; Prorocentraceae.
AGCCUCCAGGCCUCCUGGUGGGGCCGAGCCGGACCCGUGCAGCCAUGCGCGGCGUGCCGGCGGCUUGCGGCGGCUACGCGCGGGUGACCGCCGAGAGCGAGCGGGCACCCGCCGCGGAGCGGCGAGGCGCUGGGCCGGUGGCCACGCCCGCAGGCCUGGCGACGCUCCUGAGCGCAGCGGCGCUGGUGCUCGGCGCCGCCGACCUCGCGCGCAGGGCCUCGCCGCGCGGGCCUCGGAGGGCCAGGCCCUCGGCCGGCGUCCUGCUGGCCGAUUCCGCGGCGUGGGGGCUGGUGGCGGAGGAGGGGCCCGGGCAGGAGCCCGACCCCGCCGAGUGCCAGGCCGGGGCGGCGCUGGAUUUCGGCAGCGCCGAGGUGCAGCACGCCACCCUCGGCGGCCAGGGGCCCGUCUCGGGGCAGGCUGGCUUGGUGCUGGCGGGCGUGCUGCCGGGCCGCCCGUUCACCGACCUGGUCGUGACUACCUCGCCGCCCGCGCCUGCGGAUGCCAUCCCGUUCGCGUUCCGCCUCAACGCUUCGCUGGGGCGGAUAGGUGUAGCAAGUGGAAGUUCCCUCAACUUCACUUUCGCUUUGGUCGGGCCAUCCAUCGGAGCGGCCGCGGUACCAUUCCACAUCACGUUCUACGACCUCUGCCAGGCUGGCAUGACGCUGACGGUCGGCGGCUUCUCGAGCUACGCCCUGGGCAACCACACUGCACUGGAAGCGAAGAGGAUGCCCCAUGGCCGCCUGCAGAUCUCCGCGCGCCAGCCAGAGUGUGGCGGCGGGGCCUCCCUCGGCCCGGAGCGCCUCUCCGCGGCCGGCAUCGCAACCUUCGCGUUCGAGGGCACGGCUGAGCUCCCCGUGGAGGCUGCCGUGGCCCCCGGAAAGCCCGACGGCGAGCUCGUCUUCGGGGGCGGCGGGGCGCGCCAGGCGCACUGCGGGGCGGCCGCCGCGGCCGCCCCUGCGGGCACCUGCGCCCCCUUCCGGUGCCCGCCGGGCCGCCGCCUCGGCGGCGGCGCGCCCCUGCACCCCUGCUGGAGCAGCGGCGCGUGCACGCCCGGGGCCGGCGCACUGGGGUCCGGCGCGCUGGUCGAGCUGUGCUGCGAGCCCGCGCCGCGGUGCAGCGAGGCCCUGGAGUUCGGCGGCUCCUCCCUGGUGCACAACAACCUGGACGGCCGGGGCCCCGCGCCCGGCGAGCCGACCAUGGUCUUCAAGGGCGUGCUGCCCAGGAGGCGCGAGCAGGUGAACUUGGAGAUCACGGCCACGAGCCCGUACCAGGCCGCCGAUCCCAGCAGGAACGGUCUCAACCGUGACUCGCUGGGGCAGAUAAGCGUCGCGAGCGGCACCUCCGUCGACCUGGUCUUCCGGCUCGUCGAGGACGCCACAUGGCGCCCCACGAUCCUGCAGGGGCCGGUGUGCCUUUCCGUCCUCGGCCUCGAGGACGAGAUCUCCACGGCCGGUUUCGCUGCCCUCGCACUGGCGGACGACAGCGUCUUGCAGGUGGCCAACGACAGUCGCGGCCUGACGCACAUUUGGGGGCCCAGCUGGCCGCCGCCCAGCGGGCAGAGGCGGGCCGGCUUCGCCGUCGCAGAGGCUUUGCGCUUGGGCGUCGCGAACCAGACGGGCCUUGGCAGGAGGGGUGCAGUCACCUUUCUGUUCGCUGGCAGCCCGGAGUUCCAGCUCUCCCUCUCGGUGGCCCCUGGUGCACUUGGAGGGGGGCGCGACUUCGUCUUCGGGGGCCUGUCGACGCUCGUCGCCGGGCCCGCUCAGAAGCCCACCUGAGCCACUGGCGGGGGCCAACACGUCGAGAAGGGGGAUGUGCAGGAGGAGCAGCGUGG